AUGAAAAAGAACCCGACGGUGCAGGGCACUUUCAGCAAACUCUUCGGCAAGAAGCAUGCCAACCCGCCCGCCACCUCCCUCUACGCCACCAACCCCCCCUGGAUCUUCACCCAGGAGGCCCCGGAGGAGGGGACCCGGGGCUUUGAUGGGAUCUAUUAUGGAGACAACCGGUUUGACACCGUGAGUGAAUCGGGAACAGCCACGCUGAAAGCUCGGCCAAGGGUCCGGCCCCUGCUCACUUUUCUUCCGCUGGAUGCUCAGGAGAACCAUGGACUGGCUGUACCAACCCCCUGUGUGCCAGACAACUUUGCAGACAAACAAGUGACAGGCACCAGCACGCUCGUCAAUGGCAACCUCCGACUAUACAGCUCUGUGGGGGACCUAAGGCCUGGACAGUAUGGCCAGGACUUACUCAUCCCCCCACCUCCCCCAGGCCCGGCGCCGGCGCCGCCCCUAGGCACCCUGCAGCCUGCAGAGGAACUCUCACCGCCACCUCCACCCUCCACAGCUCCCCCACCUCCUCCCCUGCUGGUAUCACUGCAACCACCCCCACCCAGCACGGCCCCAGCUCUGCCCCCAGGAAUGGGGGCCCUUUCCCCCGCCCCCACCGUUUCCUCCCCAUCCACACCCACGCCUCCUGACUUCAUUCCACCCGCCCCACCCCAGGCCAUUCAAGCCCCACCUCCACCCCUCAUGCCAACCCCCACACCCCCAGCCCCAGGGUCUCCCCAGACCGCGGGGACCCGCCUCUUCCCCGCUGGAGGUGUCACCAAGUGGAAAUCGGAAGUAACGCUGAAUGGUAGGCAGCCUGACGCCCCCAGAAGCAGCCCCCCCAAGAGCCCUGCUGAGCCCAAGGGGGGCCUCCCGGGUCCGGAGUCCCACCUCACCUUCCCCCGGUCAUUCAAAGUGCCUCCCCCAACCCCAGUCAGGACUUCAUCCAUCUCCAUUCCAGAGGUACAAGGGGCUUCUCCUGAGGACGAAGAGCCCACCAAGAAGGGCCCCAGUCGACCCUCACUGCCUCCCAGCUUCCAGAUCCGCUCUGCGUGCCAGGCCUACCCAGACAGGGCUGCUGAGCUAGUGCACCCCGAGGAGCCCGGCACUGUGGCACCGGCUGGCCCGAGGCCGGGCCAGCCUCAGGUCCAGAGCAGUGAACAAACCGAGACGCCACCUCCAGCCCCUCCCCUGCCCCCUCCUGCACCCCCGUUCCCUCCACCAGCACCCCCGCUGCCCCCAGCCGCCCCUCCUCUGCCAUCUGCCGAGAAGGCAGCCCCUCCACCUGCUGGGUUGAUGAAAAGACCCAAGGCCAGCUCUCCUGCUCCCAAACCCAAACCUGACCCCCCGAGCCCGGAGGAGACAGCCUCUUCGGAGCCCAUGGACUGGCGGGAUCCCAGCCAGAUGGCAAAGCUGCGGGACGAGCUGUCAGCCUAUCUUUGCGGCUCCAGGAGAGAGGACCGUCUCGCCAGUCACAGACCAGGUCCAGCGGCAGCCUCUCAGGGAAGGGAGGACCACAAGCGUCCCAGCCUGCCAGCGAAAGAGGCGCCCCCGAGUCUGCUACAGAAGGAGGCGCCCCCAAGCCUGCCAGAGGAGGAGGCCCCCUCAAGCAUUCCUGAGAAGAGUCCCUACAGCCGACCAAAGAAGGCUGCCACCAGCCUGACCCUUCCUCCUGUGGAUUACCUCCCCCAAGACGCGCCAACUCCUAGCGUCUGGGAGAUCCGGAAGAAGCUGGAGGCCCAGCUUUCCUCAUCAGCUGAGAAGGAGGCCAGGCCCAGCAGAGGCUCUCUGCCUCCCAAACCUCAGCCAGAAGGGGGAAGAAUCUUUGAAAACAGAGUUGAUAACGGCAAAUUCUCCAAGCCUGUGGCCAAGAAUCUGCCACCUCUAUCCACCACCCCUCUGCCAAACACACCACUCCAGUCCAAGGUCACAUCCGGACCAGCCACCCCACCCAAAGCCACACCUGGACCAGCCACACCACCCAAGGCCACGCCUGGACCAGCCACACCACCCAAGGCCACGCCUGGACCAGCCUCACCACCCAAGGCCACUCCUGGACCAGCCACACCACCCAAGGCCACGCCUGGACCAGCCUCACCACCCAAGGCCACUCCUGGGCCAGCCACACCACCCAAGGCCACGCCCGGACCAGCCACACCACCCAAGGCCACGCCUGGACCAGCCUUACCACCCAAGGCCACACCUGGACCAGCCUCACCGCCCAAGGCCACACCUGGACCAACCACACCACCCAAGGCCACACCUCUACCCAUCACAUCUUCCCAACUGAUAGCAGAAAAGAACCUGGUCGCAGCUGGGCAGUGGGAGAAGCCAGAACAUGAAGAACUUGCAGUGCCCUCCAAGCCAGAGGUAGAGGGGCACUCCUCAGAGGCCAGUAAGCCUCCUACACAGGGAGCCCACUCAUCUCCAGCCUUCCCCCCAAAGAUAUCACCUGGGCGAGAAGAGGCGCCUUGUUUCUACAAGCCCCAUCGCAGCCAGAACAGCCCCAGCAGAGAGGUGGCCGUGGUGACGCCCACCCUGUCCAGAGGAGAGGCUGCAGGGUCAGGCAAGCCUGUGGAGGGGAAGGAGCCCCAGGAGCUGCCGCCCAAGCCCCCAGCCUCACCCCAGGCUGCUGACGAGCUCCUCAGGCACCCGGUGACGGGGGAGGUGGUGGAGCGGGGCUCCCCGAUGGCUCUGCUCCUUGCAGCCAAGCAGAGGGCCCAGAAGGGGAGGCCCAGGGGGGCUGCCCUGGGCCGGUCCUCCCUACCAGGGAGUGUCCGAGGCCCCAGCCAGCCCGAGGCAGGCUCUGAUACCAUCUUGUACAACGAGGGCCAGCCCAACUCCUUCACUGUGGUCCCCAAGGUGUCCAAGGAGACUGGGAAUGUCCCCCAGCUAACCUCGCCAGGACAGCCCAAAGGACUCCGUCAGUGGGAACCCCAGCCCCGCAGGGACCCAGAGGGCACGGAGUCGGGCCGCGGGCCCAGCUGGACAAAGGUGGAGCCCCGGGCCUCGGCGGCCUGGGAGAGACCAGAGCCCUCCAGCCUCCAGGGCCGCCUGCUGCCCAAGUCUUUCUCUUCCCCUCCUUCUCCUUCCCACAAACCGGAGGAAGGCAAGGAGGAGGAGUUCAACUUUGAGGUCAUCCCGCCACCGCCAGAAUUCAGCAAUGACCCCGAGCCCCCGACCGCCCCCUUGCAGUAUCUGGGGCGCCGGGGUUCCCCUCCCCGGAACAAUUUCUCAGACUUGGGGCAGCCCGCCAACGCGGGCCCACCUCGCAGCUUCUCUCACUUCUCCGCCGAUCCAGGUCCGGCCCGGGGCCUGGAGCGCUUCUCGGGCGGGGGCGGGGGUCGCUCGCUCAUCAAGAAGCGCCUUUACGUCGGGGAGCCUCACCGCAACCCCGGGCCGCCCCGCGGCGGCACCGGCCGCAGCCUGAGCUCCCCCAACUGCUUCGGGCCGCAGCCCGGGGGCCCCUUUGCAGCGCCCAGCGGCCCCGAGAUGCGGCGCGUCAACUCGGCGGGCCGCGGGCCCCCCGGCGGCCUGCACUCGCGGAAGAUGUCCCUGGAGGGCGCCCCUCGCGGAGAGACCAAGUACAAAGCUCUCGGCGGCGGCGGCGGCGGCGGCGGCGACUACGGCUGCACCCCGGCUACCGGCAGGUCUCCCCACAACAACACGCACUACGGAAGCUCCAUCAACACAUUCACUGUGAGGCCUGGGACCCGCCAUCCCAUCUCCUAUGCCUACUCAGGGGCCCAUUGGAAGGCCCCGUCCUGA
Molecule: messenger RNA, 3759 nt
Organism: Rangifer tarandus platyrhynchus (Svalbard reindeer)
Lineage: Eukaryota; Metazoa; Chordata; Mammalia; Artiodactyla; Cervidae
Source: the annotation of a GenBank genome assembly